Molecule: messenger RNA, 4027 nt
Organism: Polistes dominula (European paper wasp)
Lineage: Eukaryota; Metazoa; Arthropoda; Insecta; Hymenoptera; Vespidae
Product: RING finger protein 207
Cellular component (GO): perinuclear region of cytoplasm
Molecular function (GO): zinc ion binding; Hsp70 protein binding; transmembrane transporter binding
Source: RefSeq, a predicted model, not a curated record
GCUGUUCUUUAUCGGAGUAAUAACGGAUCGCGAGACACACAUAUAUGUAUCCAUAUAUGUAUGAAAUGUAUGCGUCUCUGGUAAUACUUCUGGGAUUUCCACGGCGCGAGCAACGAUGUAAUUUAAAAUCUUGCUAGAGUCUUUUAAAGAUAUCCCAUCAGUUGCAAUAAACACAGAUGGAAUAUUUCAACGAGUAAUUAAAUAUUAACGAAAAAUAGUUAACGCGGCGAAAGGAAAAAUUAGCAUAACCGCAUUAAAUGCGCGUGGCGCAUCCACAAGUAGGCGGCGCCCUUAAGGACCUCCUUUUAUAGGUUAAAAGGGCAAGACUAUAAGGGUCGAGCAAAUCGAGAGCAAGACAAACCUGCAAAGACUCGUCUCGCUACGUUACUACUACUUUUAUCCAGUGAAAAACGCUUUGCUUUUUGUUUACGAAGAUGCUCGAAGAAAGGAUUAGGAACAAUUGAAAAUUGGAAAGAGGAGGAAGAAAAUAGGAUCGAUCAAUAACUAGAGUUUGAAUCUAAUCUAAUCGAUGUUAGAAUGUAAGAAAUAAAUGGAAUCAUCUAGAAAUUAAUUAGAGAAAGGACGAGAUAUGGAAGGUGUUGUAGGAAGAACGUUGACCGGUCGCUGAGAGGCAUCCUUGGGGUGGUGCAUAGUCGGCGCCAAUGGCCCUUCAGGCGUUGUAUGCGUGCGCCUCCUAUGCGGGUAGAGGGAGAGAUUGGUGGGCGCUCCAAUGACGUCAGGGCCGAUCGUCAGGCGCAAACGGGGUUGGCACCGUACUACGUCAGAAUGACGAGCCGAUAAACCAUCCCAUCGCGAUUCUCUGCGGCGGGCGGACCAACGGUCUUGGAGGUGACCGUCGGUUCGCAGAGGAUGACGAGUUCGGGGUCGGUGGCUGUCGACGGGGUCGGCGAGAACAAUGCCAUGUCUGGAGUCGAUCCCGGUGGUCCCAAGAAUCCGCUCAUUUGUGGUGUCUGUCAUGACUACUACAAUGAGCCUUGUCUACUCUCCUGCUUUCAUACAUUCUGCGCCCGCUGUAUACGUGGCCCUCACCUCGACGGAAAAGUCACCUGUCCCAGCUGCGGGCAACAAACACAACUUAAAGAGGGAGCACAAUUACCACCACUGGAUCAGUUAAUACGUCAACUAGUAGAAUUAGCCAAUUCUGAAAAUCCACCAUGUGCCAAUUGUGAUAAACGAGACAAAUCUACUAUGUUCUUCUGCACAACAUGUGGGCAAGCUCUAUGUACUCAUUGCAGAGAACAUACACACCGUGCAAAAAUGUUCUCCACUCACGAAGUGGUGCAUAUGAGCAAAUGUGCAAAGGAUACUCAACGUCGUUGUCCUUCUCAUGGGGAGCAAUACAUCAUGUAUUGUCAAAGCGCUAAAUGUAUGCUUUGUGCAACAUGUUUUCGUGAUACACCAGCAGAUGCUCGAAUACAUUGUGUGGACAUCGAAAGCGCUUGGCAACAGGCUUCAAAAAAAAUGGAAAGAGCAGCAAAUUCAAUUUGCGAAUUACAAGCAGGCGUAAGAGAUGGAGUUUUGGCAUUAAAAUCACAGUUGGAUGAGUUACGUCAUAGCCUAGAAUCAGAAAAACGCGCAUUAAAUUCAUUUUGUCAAGGAAUGCAAGAAGCAAUUAAUAAAACUCAUUCUUCCGCUUUAACGGAACUUCAACGUCAAUUUGAAACUAAGGAAAGAAUGGUUCGGACUCGAUUACUAUCCUUGGGUAGUGCAGUUCCAAUAUUACAAAUGCAUUUAAUGCUGUGUACAGCUUUUACAAGUGGUGCGACAAAAUAUCAAUUUCUUGAACUCGCACAUCCUAUGCUCGAAAGAUUGAGUCGUGUAGCUCAACUUGGACACCCUACGAGACCCCCUCUACUUGCUGCCCAUUUGAAGACAAACUAUAAAAGCGACUUUGCUCGUACGUUACAGCCUUUUAUUGGUCAGGUACAAACACCAAAAGAAUCAUUGUACGAUCAGACUCACACGAUGGGCCAGCAGGAACCGCAGGUUAUACAGAGCAGCAAGCCUGCUCAGAGAAUCCAGCCGAAGAACGGAAAUGACGGUGGGCCAUUUUCCAACCAUUGUCGCACCUUCGAUACCCAAUUGAAAGAACUAAGUCAACAACUGAUGACAGUGAAGGAACGUUUAGGAGAACUCCAUCGAGACGUCGCACUACUUAGAAGAGCUAAUACACCGCCUGUGGGUACGCGUUACGAGCAUGUGGCGAGAGAUUGUCGUGUGUUAGAACAACAAUUAGAACAUCAUCAGUUAGAAUUGGAACGAUUGAGGAACGUGUUUGAUGCUUUGUGGGAAGAACAAUUGUGCAGAAUUCAUAUAGAGAAAGAAAUCUUCCAUUCUCAGAUGGAUGAUAUUCUAUCUUUAAGGAGUGAAGUGAAGCAAUUACAAAGUCUUACUCAACAAUUGGAACCGUUUGUGAAAUCGUUUUCUACAGGAGUUACUGCAGGUGAAGCGAGCAUGGCAGCUUCGGAUGCAUCCAGUAGUCAACACCUGCAAGCUUUAUUAGAUCAUAUAGCACGCUUGCAGAUGCAGGAACCACCUCAACCACAAACUCAAGCACCAACUAAGGAUCAUCGUCAUCCACGAGGUACUAUGACCAGUGUUGACAACGCUCUUUACAUGAAGGAAACUAAAGAAAUGCCGACACGUUGUCGGACACCAUCGGGUGUUGGUGCUGUAUUAGAUUCUAGUGGCAACAUACUCCUAUACGGUACCACUAAAUCUUCCGAACAAAAAAGAGGAGUACUGAGAGAGCUUCUUGAUAAAGCUAGAACAAAAGAGGAUCGUAAGAAAUCACCAGGAAGAGAUGACGGUAGUCGGGACCGUAGUCAAAGCCGACGUUCCAGAAAGUCACCCGAUGGUACGAAACCUAAAACACCACCAGGACAUUCUUCGGGUAGCAAGGUUCGAUCGUUGUAUCGUUCCUUGAAAGGUACAACCGGUGAUACAUCAGCUGAGGCACUCGACCAACCAGAAAGAUGUACGGACGGUCAACAGCAGCAGCAACAACAACAACAACAACAUCAACAAGCGCAAUCUCACCAAGCAGGUGGUGAUGAGGGGGAAUAUCAACGAAUUUCCGAAGCUUCUAGCAUGGGCGAGGCCAAAAAACGAGUCCAAGCGCAAGUACAUCCUAUACCACCGGACGACCAAAAACUAUUCAGUGGAAAAAGUACAAAGGUGUAUCCGGCUAGCGACUCCGAGGAUGUCUUCUAUGCUGAUGAUAAGGCUCCUAGUGACGUUCGAAGACGCAGACGUGCCAGCUGUGACAGCCUAAGUACAACCGGUUCUGGUAGCAGAAGAUCGAGCAUCGUUGACGGGACGGUAGGUCAAUCCUCACAGGAUCCCAGGAAAACAUUCGUUGUUUUGAUCGGAUCACCUACGACGUCAUCUCUGGUGCAGAAGCAGCGUUCCUGGGAAACCUUCCCUCGACCAAAGAGCAAAAGAAGCGGACCCAGUGAAGGUGCAUCCUCCUCCCUGGGACAACUUAAGAGAGCAGACAGCUUCGAGGGUCACGAGGAAGCUGUACGAACCUUGGUUGCAGCAGUACAAGAGACCAGAUCGCAUUUACGUCAACAUCUUAUUCAUCAUCAUCGUCAUCAUCACAUUUCAAGAAAGAGGUUUUCAACGUAAUAUAUUCCGAUGACGAUUCUCAAAUCAAUUCAAAGUGUGCCGAUGAAGAAUUAUAAAUGAAAGCCUAUAGAGAAACAUUUAGAAUGGUAUUGUCCGAAGGACUGUAAUCUUUUUGGUGAUUAUAUACUUGUUGUUAAUCGCGAGACGUAUUGUUAAGAAGAAGAAAAGAAAAAGUAAACAUAAAGAAUAACGUUUCGUGAAUUUUUUCGAAGGAUUUUGAAAACGUCUCGAUAAAUAUAUAUAUAUACGCAUCACACACGUAUUUACAAACACACACAAUAUAUGCAAGAUACAAUACAUAAGAAAAAACAUGCACACGUAUCACAACAUACAUUCACACACACACACACAAUACAUAGAUACAGGUGUACACCAA